ACACGAGCCGCCGCCGCCGUUCUGCACACAUAUAAGGAGGCUUCAGCUCGGAGUCUCGUCCCAUUUUGUCCACAAACGAAUCAUGAGUGGAAGAGGUAAAACCGGCGGAAAGGCCAGAGCCAAGGCAAAGACCCGCUCGUCCCGUGCCGGGCUCCAGUUCCCGGUGGGCCGUGUCCACAGGCUGCUGCGUAAAGGAAACUACGCAGAGCGGGUCGGUGCCGGAGCCCCGGUGUACCUGGCCGCCGUGCUGGAGUACCUGACGGCUGAGAUCCUGGAGCUGGCCGGUAACGCUGCCCGGGACAACAAGAAGACCAGGAUCAUCCCCCGUCACCUGCAGCUGGCUGUCCGCAACGACGAGGAGCUGAACAAGCUGCUGGGAGGAGUGACCAUCGCUCAGGGCGGAGUGCUGCCCAACAUCCAGGCCGUCCUGCUGCCCAAGAAGACCGAGAAGCCCGCCAAGUCCAAGUAAAGACCUGCAGAGGACCACAACGGCUCUUUUAAGAGCCACACA
Austrofundulus limnaeus is the source of this 511-nucleotide messenger RNA. Its product is annotated as histone H2A. Gene Ontology annotation, molecular function: structural constituent of chromatin; DNA binding; protein heterodimerization activity. The record is from RefSeq and is a predicted model, not a curated record. Gene Ontology annotation, cellular component: nucleosome. Lineage: Eukaryota; Metazoa; Chordata; Actinopteri; Cyprinodontiformes; Rivulidae. Bases 83 to 469 code for a protein of 128 amino acids. The transcript has a single exon.